CGAGAGAAGCGGCCAAAAUCGACUUCUGCGUCUCGAAUUAGCCUGAAGGGGUCUUCAUAAUGUUCCAUAAUCCAAUUUACUGUACUUCGUUCCACGGAAAAGUACGGUUUGUAAUAAUUUUCCGGUAAAACAUUUAUGAAUCGAUCGAAAUUUUUCAAACUUUCACCUGCGCAUUCGAAAUAUUCUUUCGAAAACAUUCGAUUCGAAGCAGAGAAAAUUCGAAUUUGCGUUCGGAUCGUUAAAAACUUUUCGUAAUGCAUCAAUAUUUAGUGAUUCUACUUCUAAAAUCUUUUAUUUGUGAAAAUAUUGCUGACGUAGGAAUUAUUGAAUCAAGCAAUUAUCAGAUAAGAAACGUAAAAAGUGUCGAAUACAAAUUGACAUCUGCAGGUAUGCAACUAGUGAUAGAAGGAAAAAUCUAUAGAUUAACCCUACAAAAAGAGAAGUCGAAUUUGUUCGAAUCAGCUAAAAUAUUUAUCCACAGAGAAGAGAAAGUUGAAAUAUUGAGAGUUUCUAAUAUACCUCAAUCGUAUAUAUACGUGGGAAGCUUAGGUGGACCGAGUGGAGAAUUAAUUAUUGGUUAUUAUUUCGAAAAUAUGUUUAUAGGAAUUUUGAAGCAUGGUAAAAAAAUAUUUUACGUAGAGCCAAGAAACGAAUAUUUCCAUGACACGAAUGAUAAAAGUGGAAUUAUAUACGAGAUCAAAGAUGUUAUAUUGAAACCGUUUUAUCCAGAUGGAAGAAUGACAUGUGAGGCAAUGAGAACUGAAAGUCACCAUAAAAUGAAAUCUCCCGAAGAUUAUCAUUUUGAUUUCAAAAUGCCGAGCUAUAAUUUUUUAGUCAACAAUAACUUACGGAUAAGAUUGGUAAAACAAGAUUAUGAUUUAAUUCAUUUGAAAAGAUUCCAGCGUUGAGCGAUUUAUUCAUUAAAUACGAG
This is a messenger RNA of Centruroides sculpturatus (bark scorpion), 931 nucleotides long. RefSeq lists its product as uncharacterized. The record is from RefSeq and is a predicted model, not a curated record. The transcript has 2 exons. NCBI's taxonomy places the organism in Eukaryota, Metazoa, Arthropoda, Arachnida, Scorpiones, Buthidae. Bases 255 to 908 code for a protein of 217 amino acids.